GCUCUUUCCCGUUUGUCCCUUGCUUCUCAUCCAGGCUGCUGUCAAACCUGCCUCAGGGAUGAGCUGCAGAGCUCACAAAUGUCCUAUCUGUGGCUGCACUGUGGCAGGGCGCCAGGUCUCAGCCAUCACUGCCUCCAGGCCAGUCGCGAGUUCUCUAUCCAGUUGGCACAGGGCCAUCCCAGGCAUGUUUCUGGUCACACAUAGGGACAGGGAUUUACCUACUGGGUUGGGCUGGGCAGGGGAGGCAGCAGGAGGCAAAGAUGCCAGCAAUUUGGCAGUAAAGAGGAUGACAUCACUGGGAAAAUAUGUCCUUACACAUAUGGGUCUCAAAGCAGAGGAGAGGGCAGAGAUAUCAUGGGCUUUCUCCAGAUCCUCCUGCAUGCAGAAACCACACAGCAGCACAGGGUCUCUGAGGUGGCUGUCCUCCAUCCCUGCCAUAUGUUACCACAAACCUGAUAGGAAUUUAAUUCUUUGUCUCCUCUCUAGCAAACAUGUGCAACUAGGACAAUUUUUAAUAGCUUUUAUAUUUCAUGGACACCAAGGGAGUGUGUGAGAUUAUUGAACAAAAAGCCACAUUUCUACAAGCCUGCCUUCCUUAAUAACUGGUCUAAAUAAAUACGACAGCGAGGGUGGGUGGGUGGCUGGGUGUGUGGAAAGGGCCAAGAGCUGGCUGGGCUGUUGUGGUCCCAACCCUGAGGUCUAACAGAAAUCCCUGGAGACCUGGUCAGCCAGCCAAGAGCUCCCUCCAAGUGCAGCUUGUUCUUCCUCUGAGGGUUUUGAGGCAGGACAGUAGGGAGAACAAAGAGUGGUGUGAGCCCUUGCGGAACAGGGAGAGGAGGAAGAGCAAAGCCUGGGUGCAGGAGACCAUGCGUAAGACAGGCAAACCAAGGGGAUAUACUACAGGCAAGACAAACCAUGGUGAAAUUACAUCUGCUGGAGGUCUCAUUCUGCAGCACACUCUGUGCCCAAACACAGAUAUUCUCCUGGUUGCUUGUGUCUUCCUUGCAGAUUCAGAACAAUGGGCAUGUGACCUCCAUGUGACCUUCCAGUCUCUCCAGAAGCCUAUUGUGAAGAAACCUUCCAAGAGAUCCUACAAGAAGUGAGGGAAAAGUGACCAGAGGAAGUGGACAGUGUGAAGCAGAAGCCUUCAAGAGGGCACUGAGGACAGUACACAUUCCAGGGAAAGGAGCAGAGUCAGGUUUGCCAGGCAGUCUGAGAGAGAAGCAAGGUAGAUGGCAAUCACAGGUGUUUCUCAGUAGCACCCAUGUCCCUGGGCCUCAGAGGAAGGCAUCCCCACACUAUGGUAGCAAGAAACGAUGCAGGCAGCAGGAUGGGUCUGCUGCAACAGAGGUGUAACAAGAACCUGUUCAGUGUGCUGACUUUACUGGAGAUGGUUGGGACCUCGGCCUUGAUGACCUACGCACUGCUGUAUGAAGCUGGAAACCUGGUGAACCUCCCUGACAAACGGAUUGGCUUUUACAACUUCUGCCUGUGGAAUGAUUCAGCUGGGAAGCUGCAGUGCCUGGACAGCAACCAUCUACAGGCAAUGUACAUCAGUCUACAUGGAAUGGCACUAGCCACAGUUUGUGUGUAUGCCUGCCUGCUCGCCAUCCUCUUCCACAUCCUUUAUCUUUUACUUACGAAUUGCCCAUGGCAGAGAGGGGAAUGGAAGUGGAUCCGCAUCAUAGCCUUCAUCGAGAUGAUAAUCUUGUCUGGAGGCCUGGCUAUAUUUCUUUUACAAACCUCACAGUGGAUUCAUCCCUCUGAUUUCACUGGAGGCUUCCUGGCACUGCUUGUGACUCUGGUUCUGCUACUGCUCCAGAUUCUCACUGCCACUGUGUACCUCAGGUGGGGCAAGGAAAAGACUGCCUAAGCCACCUAACUGAGGAGGCCCUGCCCACUAAGAUUUGACAGUGAAUGCAAGAGCUAUUGGUAACAUGAUUUAAAAUAGUCAUCCAAAUACAGAUUUGCUUCCUAGAAAAAAUCUGAUUCCCAGUCCAAAGGCUCAUGUCAAGCCAUGUUCUGGCACAUUGCUGUGUGCAGCACUCCUGCAUCAAGCUGGUAGCAGACACCAGCAGCCAGAGCACAGAAACUUCUGAGGUAAAACAGUGCGUAAAAAAACUCAGUUUGGGGCACAGCAUCAAAGUGACAGCACUUCUGGCCCCAAAGAGCAGUGAAGGUAGCAGAACCAGCACACAAUGGACACAGCUCUCAGACCAUGCCUAGUCUAAGGUAAAAACGUUGCUAGUAUCUCAUAGGAUCACAUAGGAUGAGAUAUCUGUAACUAACAAAAUGCUUUUAACACCUUUUGCCCUACCAUGUAACAAAGAUAAAGGGAGUUUAAAAACAGGAUCUGUAGAUUAUGUUUAACUAGGAACUAACAAAUGUUCAGGAAAAUGUAACCAAAUAGGUAAUUUCUUUGUAAGCAGACAGGAUAUAUCACUUAAAAUAAAUAAGCAGCCAACCAACCUUCAAAUCUGUGAAGAAAGCUACUAGGACAACACAGAAAUAACACCAGAAAGAUCCAGUUUUGUAGUUUGAAAAGAUAACAGACUGAGCAUGCACCAAUUAAGAAAGUGGAAUAAAAGGACAAGUGAGGAAGACGAUUGAACGACCACCAAAACCCCCAAAGGGGUUGUAACAACCUCUAAAAGACACUAGAUGUAGUGUCCUUUAAAGGACACUAGAUGGCAGAAAAGGCUGAAAUAGUUACCUUGAUAUAAUAUUUUUUCAAAAUAGGCAUUUUAUGUUACUGAUUGGUCUGUGCAGUAAAUAUGUAACAGCCUUGUAAAUAUAAACUGCAUGAAUUCAUCCAGUGGCUGGGAGAACUUAUGUAAAUAAAGAACACCUCCUUAACAGUGA
Molecule: messenger RNA, 2862 nt
Organism: Poecile atricapillus (Black-capped chickadee)
Lineage: Eukaryota; Metazoa; Chordata; Aves; Passeriformes; Paridae
Product: transmembrane protein 140-like
Exons: 3
Coding region: 1265-1873 (202 amino acids)
Source: RefSeq, a predicted model, not a curated record